This is a messenger RNA of Protopterus annectens (West African lungfish), 4679 nucleotides long. It is a transcript of the gene NEK6, whose product is annotated as NIMA related kinase 6. The coding region runs from base 234 to 1289 and encodes 351 amino acids. Gene Ontology annotation, biological process: protein phosphorylation. The transcript is spliced from 11 exons. The record is from RefSeq and is a predicted model, not a curated record. Lineage: Eukaryota; Metazoa; Chordata; Ceratodontiformes; Protopteridae. Gene Ontology annotation, molecular function: protein kinase activity; ATP binding.
CGGAGGCAUUGCUACAGAGUCAGGGCUAGCGAAGACGCGCACCUAAACACGGAUGCUCGGGCACGCGGACUGUAGCAGGAGACUUAUUUCGUAGUCGAGGGACAGAGAGAAAACUUGGCUCUGUUAGUUUACUGAGCCCAGCAUGAGUUAGCUGGUUUACGUUUUGGCUGUUUUCACUGCACGUAUUUGAAUAAGACACUUCGACAUCUUUUAGAAGUGAUCCUGUUUUCGACAUGGAUAUGGAGAGAGCAUACCCAAGUGUUCGGGCACAGCUGACAGGAGUUUCAUCUGCAGAGACACAGUUUGCUGCUGGAUUAAAGGGCACACAGUGGCAUGUCACCAUGGAAGGGCAGCACAACCACCUGCAGCAUCAUCUAGAGGACCAGAACAAACUUCUUUGCAAGCUACCUGGACAGGAAUACCAGCAAGAACCUCAGAGGCAUUUGCCAUGCUAUCCUUAUCAUUGCUCAAUUGCAGACUUUCAGAUUGAGAAAAAAAUAGGAAGAGGUCAGUUCAGUGAAGUAUACAAAGCAAUAUGUCUCCUAGAUGGAACACCGGUUGCACUGAAGAAAGUUCAGAUAUUUGAAAUGCUGGAUGCCAAAGCCAGACAGGACUGUAUUAAAGAGAUUGACCUUUUAAAGCAACUGAACCACCCAAAUGUAAUUAAGUAUUUGGACUCCUUUAUUGAAAACAAUGAAUUGAAUAUUGUUUUGGAGUUAGCAGAUGCAGGCGACCUCUCCCAGAUGAUUAAGUAUUUUAAAAAGCAGAAGCGGCUAAUUCCUGAAAGGACAGUAUGGAAAUAUUUUGUGCAGUUAUGCAGCGCAGUCGAACACAUGCACUCCCGCAGGGUGAUGCACAGAGACAUAAAACCAGCAAAUGUCUUUAUAACUGCAACAGGAGUGGUAAAGUUGGGAGAUCUUGGACUGGGACGCUUCUUCAGCUCGAAAACUACUGCAGCACAUUCCUUAGUGGGAACACCAUACUACAUGUCCCCAGAAAGAAUACAUGAAAAUGGCUACAACUUUAAAUCAGAUAUCUGGUCUUUAGGUUGUUUAUUAUAUGAGAUGGCAGCACUUCAAAGUCCUUUUUAUGGAGAUAAGAUGAAUCUCUUUUCUCUUUGUCAGAAGAUAGAGCAGUGCGACUAUCCUCCUCUUCCAGCAGAGCACUAUUCUGAAAAGUUGAGAGAACUAGUCAGCAUGUGUAUAAAUCCUGAGCCUGACCAGAGGCCGGACAUCAGCUAUGUUCAUCAGAUUGCCAAACAGAUGCACGUUUGGACUUCCAGCACCUGAAGUCAUCAGAGACACUGAAGAAAUUACACAUUUUGGUCUUACUUGAAUUGUUCAGAAAAAAAAACACAAAGUGCUUUGUUAAGCCUUUGAAAGACUGCAUUUUGCCACAAUGUUAUCAUCAUCUCUGGUUUAUCUCAUGACUUUAAAACAAGGUUGAACUGAACAAUAUUUGGUUCAGAAGAGAAAGCUUUUUGUAUUACUGCUGGACAUGUUACAGUUUAAAAAUUUCAUUACAAUUUUUUUUUCUUUCAUAGUUUUUAUCCUUUGUAUACUCUGUGAUGUAACUAACAUAUUUGUGUGCCUUGUUCCUCAGGAACAGAAGGAAUCUUCAUAAUCUAAUAAUGUGAAGAUUAAUAUAAUUUGUGUAGAAGUCACUAGUGGUGUUAAUAUUAAUGUCAUGAUUUUGUUUUCAAGAAGUAUUUGUCAGAUUUGCAUUUAAAUGUUGUUGUAGUAAGUCAAGGAAAAUACUGUUUUCCAGAGUGGUCAUCUGAUACCUUAAUUUCAGAGUCCUGGUGCAGCAUGGGAUCAUAUCCAAGUAAACUCACAAAACUCUCAAAACAGUAACCACAAAAAAAACAUUUCAUUUCUUUCCUCAGUGCUUUGUCCCUUAAACCUUAAUGGCUGGAUGUAAUGCAAGGUCUUUCUUCCAGUGGACUUUAUCUUGUUGCAGAUUUUAAUUUUAUGAUUGGCCUUAUACAUAGGUACAUAUACAUGUCUUCUGUUCUACAUGACUUCUGCUUUCAGUUAGCUGUCAUUUUAUAUUUCAGAUAGCCACCAAAAGUACAAACCAAGUGUAAGUAAAAAUGAGUUCAUUGUGUUCAGAAAUUGUUGGAUAGUUAGGCAGCUGAAAAUAUAAUUGCAUACAAUUAAUUUUAUUGUAAUUAUUUUAUUACUGUUGUUUCAGAUGUAGUCUUACAGAUAAAACAAUGUAAAGGAAAACAGUGAUUAAGAUCAUGUAUCAAUGUAUUUGCUGCAACUAUCUUUAACCAAUAGCAGCAAAGCAGUAUAUUUUAUGGUAUGACUGAUAUUUUAUAAUCAGAAAGAGCAAUAAUUUGGCCUUCUGUUUCCACAGUUGAAUGACAGUAUUAACCUACCGUAGUGCAAAACCUGUUGAGCCUUCAUCAGUAAGAAACAUAUUUUUGCAAGUGUUUACUGGAGAGUUAACUCUUUAUUUGAAACAUUUAUUCAAAUGUUCAUCAGUGGCUUUCUAGCAUUAAAAAUCCUGCACUUAAAUGUUUGCACUUUACGCAGUCAUGAAGGCUGAUAUACAAAAGUUUGGUUACAUCUUUUGUAGGUUAUGAGAUUUGAAAAAUUGUGUUCAGACUAUAUAACUUUGUGCCAUUCUAGCAUUUGUUUAUGUCUGCUUUUUGAUUGAAGGAGUAGUAACUCUAUUACUAAUUUACUAAUUAUUAUUCAACAGCUUUACUUGUAAUAUAUAUAAACUUUUAUUUUUUUAUUUCAGGUAUUUUGCUAGCUUUUAUAACUCACUUUAUCUCACUGGUUUUCUUUUUAUCCUUUGAAGUCAAUAGCUGUCACAAACACACUUGCUUCUAAUCUCUUAUCCCAUGCUUGUACAGUCGCUCAGAAACACAUUAUAAGAACUACACAGACUUUAACAAAGUAUAUAUACUAGGUUUGCCACCUACCCCCUCCGAUCUGUUAUCUCAGCCACUCUGGUAGCAUAGAGGGAUAUAGCCCUGACUACAACCCAGGUUUGAAUUGUGUCUCAGUGACUGAUGGAGUGGCAGGAGAAGCAUGGACAUUACCUUCCUAGGAAGAGUGAUAUCAAGGGUGUUUCGCCACAUGAUCUCUGGUGGAGCAAGAGAUCAUGUGAAGAAGGAAUGUGUAGUCCAGUAGAAGGAUUUGGGUGGGGUCUUUGAGCAGCUGUGGAUAUGGAGCAAGAUAUCAGCAAAUCCCCAAAGUAUCCAUCCUCUGCAAGGCAGAUGGAAUCAAGGGAGGGCAAAUCUGAAAAAUCCUCCUGGCACAUUGUGAGAUGGCCAGCACCCCCCCCCCCCCCCCCAGAAACCCUUAGGCUCUGCAGCUCUGCACCAGACACAGCCCAUACAGAAUAGAUGCAGGAUUGUUGGUUAAGGUUGGUAGACUCAGUGAUGGACUUGGGCACUGGGGUUUAAAAAAAGUCUCCUAGCUCAGCCAGUACUUGUGCAGUCACUCUAGAACAUAUUUUUAGAAUUACAAAAACUUCAACAAAGUGUAUAUACUAGGUUUGUCACCUAAAAUUUACAUGACCCAUUCACUCCAUACAGUGAAACAUACAAAAAGUCAUGUUUCUCUGCAUAUUGUGUUUUCAGUCAGAUAGGGUCUAACUACUGACUUUUUUGCAGUCUAAUUUUUUUGUCAAACUAAGCUGGUAUCACUUUGUAUUACCUGGUUAGUGUCAUACAGACCAUUUUGUCUUAGAAGAGGACACAAAAUGUUGUAUCUUUGGUGAACUUUUACCUGAAAGAAACAUUCACACUUCUCAUUGCAACUUGAAGCUCAGUUCUUCUAGUGUGUCAUCUACUGCAAGGGCUAUUAUCAGUCAUAAUGGUAACUUUGUUAAGAACGUAUAGUAGUAUUUCUGAAAGGUAGAGAUGGUCUUUUGGCAAGCAUUGCUUGGCUUCCAUUCUUCCCCAUAUUAGAUUCUUCUUGCAGAAUUUCCUUUGAUAUGGGACUUGUGAAAUUUCUUACUUAUUGUUGUCUUUAUGUAGGUGCCUGGUAUACAUAAGAGCCAAGUUGCACCUGGGGUUACCUGCCUAUGAACAUACAGUUAUCCAACAGCAAAAUGUGCAGCUGAAAUAGGCAGUCUGUUAGCUGUUAUCAUCUUGUUGCUUAAUUUUGCUUGGACUAUCCUACCACUUCCUCAGAUCAGCUGUUGAAUAAGAUUUUUUUAACUAUGACACUAAUUCAUUUUCUGAUAACUGCUUUAUCCUUUUAAGUUUGUAAUGCAGUUGGCUCUUGUCUUGGCAACUCAUAGGUGUAAGGUGCAAAACUUACCAUGGGUAGGACUCCUAUCCAUCGCAUGAUGCUCAUGCCUGCUAACCACUUGACACGUCACACACACACACACACACACACACACACACACACACACACACACCAACACACCUACAGGCAUUGAGAGGAUAGCCAGUUCAAGUACACACACACGUCAUUGGGCUGUGGGGGAAAAAAACUGCAACACCAAGUGAAAACCCACAUGGACAAAGUGUGUACCUUUACAGUUUUGGCUGUUUUUGUAAAACAUUUAAGAUUGUUUAUCUUGUCCCCAGACAGGAUUAUAAAAAAAGGAAGAAGACUUCACUAAGCUAGACAGGUUUGUUCAUAGGUAGGUACUAGGCUAUUGGCCCUGGGGCCUAUACAAGCCCAGCCAAAAAGGUACCCUGGCUUUUG